AACGGAAAGUCAGUGCUAGUUUGGCAUGUUGAUCUGGUGGGUCGUGAUUUCUAUGCUGCUCCCGACGGCGCCGGUCGUUUGAACUCUUUUGUGCUCAUUGGUGGAGACGCACGGUCCCCGGUUGGAUUGAAUCUGGAGGCGGCUUCUCCAAAGGAGUAAACUCGCGUGUGCGCGCGUGUGGGAUUAAUUGAUGCGUAAUCUGUGAACGGCUGUACGAGUUGUCUCAAAAGAUCAGGGGCAAUUAUCAGCAGCGGCUUGUAUAACUGCUAUCUUGACUGCCGCCGUUUUCGGAGAGAUGAAAUGUGAAAUUGUUCUGAUGUGAUUCAUUUGAACAAUUCAAUAGUGAAGUGAUCGUAAUUGGCUGCUUGAAGUCAGAAAAAAUCCCCUCAUGAAAGGGUUAAUUUUAUACUCAAUUGAGAACCGAAAAUCAGCGUUUGGUAUAUGUGUGUGCAUGCAUAUGUGAUGCAACCGAACCGAGAAUAAUAAAAGAACGUCAUUUGUGGAGCCGAUAGGUGCAUCAAAAUUGAAUAAAUUGUUCCAAUAAGCGGCCCUCGACGCCGACCUGAGCUGAAUGUGAUUCGCAGUUGGGCAGGUCACGAAAAUUUCAAAGUGGAUCGCGCGUGCUUUUGUGUGAUUCGGAAGGGAUUUGGUACGAUGAAUAAUUUAACGUGAAAUUUGCACCGCUAAAUGAUGUGAUUGUGAUGCUGAUGAUGAAAAUGAUGAAUUCAUGAAAAAUUGUGUACUCCGUAGCAGUGCUUUAACGGUUCAGAUGCAGCAACAGUAACCGGUGCAGUAGUGAUUGCAAUCAACAAGAUAAUCAUCGUCCACGUCCCGGUGAGAGUAAUUUGAUUGGAACCAAUAACGGAUAAUCCCCGGUGGUGUCGAAGAGAAGAGGACGGUUGUGCUUAGCUUUUCCUUGGGACGAUGCUGUAACAUGGCCUCUGGUCGGUCGGUGGUAUUGGCAGUGUAGUAGUUGUAUCCAGCUAACAUAAGGACCACCGUCGGUGCAAGAUUGGCAAGGAGCAGCCGUUGCAUCGGGAUUACAGGCGGAGUCUCAACCGGCAUUAUAAGGACCUAGCGCUGCUCGCACGAGGACCCUCUCCAUAUGGCAGCUACGAUGCACGAUUGAAAUAACAACCUUCGGGAAGGACGAGACGAUCCAAGCCGAGGACGAAGCAACUAAACUUUCUUGUGAAGUCGUAAAUUUGACCGGAUGAUGUAAAAGUCGCUUAAACGUAGCCGUGUUGCAGCUUCGCCAUAAACUAAUUACAUAAUUGAAGGAAAAUCUUCCCCGGCAGCGAGAAACAACCGAAGUAGAGGUGUAAAAGGAUUUCGAGUAAUUUAGGGCUGUCGGUUUGAAUAAAUAUUAACACUGCGGAGACUGUGAAAAGUCGCACCUUCAGUCGGCAGAGCCGAGAAGUCAAAGAACACGAAGCAACUCAUGCAAAUCGGUGCUCCGCGCGCCAGAAAAACUAUCGAAACAGAAUUACACCGGAAUCGGUCGGGAAGCAAUUAAAGGAAUUGAACCGGUUUGUGUCCUCCAGUUUCUCAUCUGCCGAAGCACGUGCUUGAAUUCUGUGCAAUUAAAGAAAAGGGCGAAAAAAAUCGAAGCGCUGAAAAAUUAUGUGAAUCGCUGCUAUUGAGCCGUGACUCCGCGUGGAACCAAGGGUGAAAGUGCCCCGAUACGAAGCGACACGUUCCGUGGAUGCACUUGAGAAAAUUGAAAACAGAGAUUUGACCUUUUUUGGAGGUCUCCCGGGCGAUCGAAGACAAUGGACGGCAUUCCCCGGCGUAAGAACGUCGACUAGCGAAAGUGAUUAAUUUUUGAUCGGCUUGGGGAGACAUGUUCGAGGAAGUGAAAAAUUGAAACCCGGCUUAGGACCGUGCAGGCGUGGAAAAAAGGGGGGCAGUGAGACGCGAGUGAGAACUGAUUUGUGUAAAUAUUUGAGACGACACAAACUUGGCAGCCAGGAUGAAGACGGCACCACUACUGCUGUUGCUGGCGCAGAUUCUAAUCGUUGCCGCGGCAAUCGACAGAACAGAAGCCAUGGAGUACCCGAAAAUUACGGAGCACCCGCUGGACGUGAUAGUGCCCCGGCACGAGCCCACCACCCUCAACUGCAAGGCCGAGGGCAUACCGGCCCCGACCAUCACCUGGUACAAGGACGGCGAACCGAUCAAAGCCGAGCAGGGCUCGCACAAAAUACUGCUGCCGGCGGGCGGGCUGUUCUUUCUGAAGGUCGUGCACUCACGUCGCGAAAGUGAUGCCGGUGUCUACUGGUGCGAGGGGAGCAACGAGCUUGGUGUGGCCAGAAGCCGGAACGCUACGCUGCAGGUUUCAGUGUUGCGUGAAGAGUUUCGAUUGGAGCCACAAAACACCCGAGUGGCACAGGGAGAGACGGCCCUGCUGGAGUGUGGACCACCAAGAGGCUAUCCGGAACCGGUGGUGUUUUGGCGAAAGAACGGCCAGACGCUGGAUUUGAACAACUCGAAACGGAUCCGCAUUGUCGACGGUGGCAACUUGGCAAUCCAGGACGCGCGCCAAUCCGACGACGGCCGGUACCAGUGCGUUGCGAAAAACGUUGUCGGCGUCCGGGAGUCCACGGUUGCAUUCCUGCGUGUUCACGUGAAACCGUUCCUGAUGCGAGGGCCACAGAACCAGACGGCAGUGGUCGGGAGCUCGGUUGUGUUCCAGUGCCGCGUCGGUGGUGAUCCAGUGCCGGACGUCCUGUGGAGACGCUCAGCAUCCAGCGGCAACAUGCCUCUAGAGCGAGUUCAUGUGCUGGAGGACCGCAGUCUCCAGAUCGACAGUAUCACCAUCGAGGACAUGGGCGAGUACAGUUGCGAGGCGGACAAUGCUGUCGGGUCAAUUACCGCCUCCGGAAGUUUGAUCGUUCACUCUCCACCGAGUUUCACCGUUCGACCAAUGAACCAAAUCGCUGAACUGGGCUCGGAAGCCCUCUUCGAAUGUCAAGCAACGGGACACCCUGCACCCACGCUGUUUUGGUCUCUGGAGGGCAACCGUACUCUGCUGUUUCCGGGAACGCGCUACGGUGGAAUUGAAGUGACGGAAAACGCCGACGGUACCAGCAUACUGUCGGUGUCCAAAAUCGAUCGAAUUGACAAUGCGAAAGUGAUUCUGUGUAGUGCCGUGAACACAGUUGGAAGCGUUAGUACGCGGGUGGUGCUCAGUGUGAAUUUGCAGGACGAUCGACCUCCGCCGUUGAUUCUGCAAGGUCCCGUUAACCAGACACUGCCGGUCAAGUCCGUAGCCAUCUUGCCCUGUAAGGCUGCUGGCGUUCCAACGCCGGUAAUUUCGUGGUAUAGGGACGGCAUACCUGUAUUGACUUCAUCCAGGAUCAACAUCACCGAUUCGGGAACGUUGACAAUAUCGGACUUGAGCAAAAAUGAUGACAGUGGACUGUACACUUGCGUGGCCAGCAGUAAAUCCGGCAAAUCGACGUGGAGUGCGUCGCUGAAGCUCGACGCUCCGACAAAUCCCAACAUCAAGUUCUUCCGGGCACCUGAAGCGUCAACAUUUCCAGGACCACCUGGCAAACCACAAGUAACUGAUGUUUCCGAAAGCUCGGUGACUAUCUCGUGGGUUCCAAGUAACGCGUUGGGUGCCUCCAGUAUGGUUGGGUUCACAGUGGAAAUGUUCGGACGAAACGUUACUGAUGGGUGGCAGGAAAUGGCGAGCAAGAUGAAAGACACAAGCUAUACUCAAAAGGGACUAGUUCCGGGUGUCACUUACUACUUCGUGGUUCGUGCGGAAAAUUGGCAUGGGAUUUCUCCACCUAGCCCGCUGUCCGAGCCGAUACUCGUUGGAGUGAAUGAGCAGAACUCUGGUUUGGACAUGAGUGAAAUACGAGCUACUUUGCUCUCCGGAGAUGUUGUAGAGUUGGUAAACGCCACUUCAGUAGAUUCAACGACUACGAAGCUUGUUUGGGAGAUCAUCGACGGCAAAUACGUCGACGGAUUCUACAUCUACGCUCGCAAUUUGGAAGAGGACUCCGAGCGUUCCUACAAAGUGCUAACCGUUUUGAAUGCUGGAAGUGUUUCUUCCUGCACGGUAACGGAUUUACGCAAAUUUACGGAGUACGAAUUUUUCAUCGUUCCUUUCUACAAAACGGUGGAAGGAAAACCAUCCAACUCACGAAUUUCGCGGACCAUUGAAGAUGUUCCUUCGGCACCACCAACGGGUAUGGAAGCUCUUUUGCUAAACUCAUCGGCCGUCUACUUGAAGUGGAAAGCACCUCCUUUAGGAUCCAUUAACGGAAACCUUCAAACCUACCACGUUAUCGUCCGCGGAGUUGACAUCCGUUCCAAUUACACCAAGAUCCUCAGCAACGUAACGAUCGAUGCCACCUCACCGAACCUGCUGCUCGCGAACCUAACCGAAGGGGUGACCUACACUGUGAGCAUCGCUGCCGCAACCGCAGCCGGAAUGGGUCCAUUUAGCAGUCCGGCCACGCUUCGUCUAGAUCCGGUUACGAAGCAGCUGGAUCAGACAUCGCAUCGCUAUCCGAUCAAUCACGACAAUGCCGAUGACAUACUGACGAAACCGUGGUUCAUUGCCGUGCUGGGAACGAUUCUGGCGCUUAUGAUGCUGUCGUUCGGUGCAAUGGUUUUCGUUAAGCGGAAGCAGAUGCUCAUGAAGCAGUCAGCGCUGGUCGCUUUGAGAGGCCAUCACGGAAACGGAGUCCUCAAGUUCCCUUCCCUCCCGCAAAACAAUGACGGCUACUGGACCGACCCAUCCGGCAUCCUGUGGCGUCCACCCCGUCCGAAAGACCACAUCCAAGAUUACGCUCCGGUCUGCACGGCAUCCACCCUUCCAGUGGAUCAAAACACUCACAAUCGGUAUGUGGGAAUCGAUUACAGCGAAUACCCAAGCGAUUACGCCGAGGUGUCGUCGUUCCAACCGAGCGCGCAAAACAACAACACCUUGGGCGAUAACGGCAGCAAAGCCCCGUCGGAGUACAGUGGAACUCGUUCGCCGGCUCCGUACGCGACGACCACUCUCAUAGGCAACUCAAGAUUUAUUACAACCUCUGGCAGCGGGGCCAAUACCUUGGACAAUCUCCAUCACCAGCAGUCCGGCUACGGGAGCAUGUACUACAACACUGAGCCCUACCCAGUUAAUGGGACGGGCAACGUUGGUCCAGGUUCGGUCGGCUACGGUCGCAACGUGUACUCGGAGUCAUAUUUCAAUCCGGGCGAGAAAAUCAAUAUCACCGAGAACAAGCUGGCAUCGCUAAACGCCAAUAACAGCAACAGCAACAACAACAAUAGCAGUCCAGUGGCCGUUGGUAAUGGAGGUUAUCAAUUGGUGCCGAACCACAGCGGAAGCAGUGCCAGCAGUAGUAGCAGCAGCGGCAUCGGCAGUGGAAGAUCCGAAACGACGAAAAUCUUCCACCCGAGUCACUCCGUGCCGCACACUCCCUUCGGGACGAUAAGGAAAAAUCGCCUCAAAUUAGCUCGACCUCCAAUCAAUAAUCUGAGGAUAAGCUUUGGCACCAACAAUAGCAACGGGGGGCUGGAUGCUGGAAAUGAAUAUGGUAAUCAACAGCACCAGCCGUCGUCGCAUCAGCAGCAGCAGCAGAAUCACAAGAAGAAAAUGUCCUCGCUCAAUAAUUUAGGAGCGAAAGAGCAGUUGUACAUAAAGAUAGGCGAAACGAAUCCGAACAGCAGCGGCAGUUGGAAUGGUCAUCUGGCCAAUAUCUACCAGAAUGCGGCGACGGGCCCGGAGCCCUCGGCGGGGAAGUCACAGUCGUUGUCGUCGUCGGCAGGAACCGGGGAAGGUGAGGCCGUUUACCAUCCGACCGGCAACCGCAGCGUCAUUAGCUAUCGGUCCGCCUCGGAGUACGGUGAUGGCGUUUGAGUACGCCGGCCAGGUUCGCCGGGCUUUGGGUUGACUAUUUAUAAUAACUUAUUCUGACGACGCCAGCACGGACGUGAAAGAAGCGACAGCCACGCAGAAUGGACGUUGAGCAACAAGACUGAGUGUGAUAUAUGCUAAAUCGUUGGUGUUUGCUUUGUGUUCCUCCCCUUACGAUAGGACGUUUCGCCCAUAUGACUGCGAGAUGGUUGAGCAUCGAUCUGUGGGCAGUGAGUGGCCGCCCGCAGGCAGGUGUUGUAAAUGUGUAAUGAGUAGAUAGGUAAGGUUCAAUAGCAGGAAAGGCAGCUGAGCACAGUGGAGUGCUUGUGUGUUUGAGUGUUCAACAAAUACAAACGGUAAAAUGUAAACGGCUCACAGUUAAAUCUAAUGAGUUUACUCGCAUUUUGACCACCUCAUUAUAAAUCACCCCACUGUGUAACUGCUGAUGUUGUGUUGUUUUCUUUGACUUUUCCACCUGUAAAUAAUGGAUGCCAUUUGGCUGUUCGACUUUUUCCGGCUCUGAUUUGGAGCGAGUCAUUGAUGUGUGUGCGCGUGUGUGUGGUCGAAUGCAUGCCCAACUUCGACUGGACAAAGUGAUAAGUUUGUCCGCAACGGGCUGGAAAUUCGAAAAUAAACUCGACAUGGGUUGACGGUUGACGAUAAAUCAAGACUGAUCAGUGUGAAGGACUACCGAUUGGGAUGAUUACAUAUGCGGCAUUGUUUGGUUCGGUAGAAAAUGGAAGCUUUACGGAUAUUUUAAGUAGUGGCCUAAGGUUGAGGAUGUAAUUUGAUUGAAGCAACAUUUUUAUGUUUAUGAAUACAAUUGAUUCAGUUCUAAUAAGAUAACUUUGAAACAAAUUGUCAUUGAUGUAGCAAACAACUUUAUGUUUAAGAACAUACAUAAUUUUGAUUUCUUCAAUAACGAUCGUUUACAAUUGGGGUUUGAAGCCAUAUAUCUCUUUUGAAAUCUUGUUUUAAUAGCUACAAAGUCUAUGUUCUCACCCGACCACCCAGCUUCCUAUAAAUAAAUCAUAUCAAACGUAUUUAAUCAGUCCAUUAUAAAAUUGCAUAUGUUCGAAAAGUAUCAGCCCUGCAAGAAUAAUUGUUAUGAUGAACAAACGCAUAAUUGAAACCAUAAAAUUGCUUAUUGAAAAACCAAACUAUUGCCAAAACAAUCAACUACCAACAAUUGAAUGAAUCUCAUGUUCAGCUAUCCUACUUUUGUACGUAUGUAACGCGCUUAAACUAUGAUAAGUGAAAAAAAACUGGUCUGAAUUUCGGUUUCGAGCCAACAGAAGAUUGUAAUUAAAAUAUAGUUAAACAAAAUUAUUGACUAGCAUUUGUUAAAACGUAGCAAAGAAAACGGAAUGAUGGAAGUGAGCGAUUUGUCUAUUUUGUUUUAAUUUUACGCAAAGGUUAACAAUAAAACUACAUAUUUGAAAAGCGGUGAAACAGAACCUACUCUGGAAUGCUACGUUGUAACUGAAUAAAAGUGGAAACCUACUUAAAUGUAGUUAGUUAUAAAUAAAAUAAAAGUCAUCUGGCUGCUUGCACUGUUGAUAGCUUUACGGCAAACCCUGACCUACUGACAGAACCCGUGUAAAUGUAUGAUUACCGUCCGUAAGUUAAAACUAAAGUGGUAAUAAGUCAGUGUAUUGUUGCAGAACGAAAUACCGAAAUCAGUUACUCAACAGCUUGUGCCGCAUUGUAUAUAUUAAUUCGUAAAGCGAGCUGCAAAACCCUGAAUUAGACUCCUCGACGACGAACGCCUAUCUAGGUUGUAGGUUACGUUCCAAAUAAGCUGUAUCAUAGAUGGGUGAAUAAAAACUGUAAACUGGAAAAUCAAAAGUA
This is a messenger RNA of Armigeres subalbatus, 7729 nucleotides long. RefSeq names its product roundabout homolog 1-like. Bases 1973 to 5881 code for a protein of 1302 amino acids. Gene Ontology annotation, molecular function: protein binding. Gene Ontology annotation, biological process: cell-cell adhesion. The record is from RefSeq and is a predicted model, not a curated record. NCBI's taxonomy places the organism in Eukaryota, Metazoa, Arthropoda, Insecta, Diptera, Culicidae. The transcript is spliced from 14 exons.